Amphiprion ocellaris (clown anemonefish) is the source of this 2369-nucleotide messenger RNA. It is a transcript of the gene leap2, whose product is annotated as liver-expressed antimicrobial peptide 2. The coding region runs from base 216 to 536 and encodes 106 amino acids. The record is from RefSeq and is a predicted model, not a curated record. NCBI's taxonomy places the organism in Eukaryota, Metazoa, Chordata, Actinopteri, Pomacentridae. The transcript has 3 exons. Gene Ontology annotation, biological process: antimicrobial humoral immune response mediated by antimicrobial peptide; defense response to bacterium.
GAGUCCGCUGACUCAGGCUGACUUGAUGAGACAUCCAGCAAACCUGUCGCCGAUAGCAACCUGACUACACAACCUCCAAGACUCGGACUGAAAGCUGACGGAGCCGCUUCACAAAGUGUUGGAGAGCGGGGAGGUCGAGGUCAGAACUCGAGGUCACAGAGGAAGCAAGACAGAAGAAGGAAAAGUCGUCUACAUUACUGGAGUGCGCUGGAAAGAUGCAGGAGUCAGACUUCUUCACCCAAAAGAAAACAGCAGUAGCACUGAGCAUUGUGCUUUUAAUGCUGGCUCAACAGGUGUGUGCAGGUCCGCUGGUCUCACAGGUCCAGUCCAGCUCCGACCUUAGCGCAGAUUCGAGGGGGGAACAGACCGUCCACAUACUGAGGAGGAUAGCUCGGAUGACGCCGCUGUGGAGGAUCAUGAGCAGUAAACCGUUUGGAGCAUACUGCCAAAACAACUACGAAUGCUUAACAGGACUCUGCAGGGCGGGACACUGCUCCAACGUCCACCACUCCCCAUCGGAGCCCGUCAAGUACUAGACGUCCGAGGACACGACCAGCAUGUUUACAUGAGUGCACAACCUUCAUCCUGAUGGGUUCUGAUAACUGGGAUAUGUAUCCACUUCUUUUCUUUUGUUUUCUUAAAUCAGAAUUUAUAUUUAUGUGUGCCAAUAUGAUGAUACAUACAUAAAUGUACACUGCGGGUAAAGAAAAGGCCAAAAUGAGGUAUAUUAGUAAAAGUAAGUUAGUAAAAGUUGGCACGAGACGAUGGAGUACAGUGUAGAAAUCAUCAAGAACUUCACAUCUGAUCUUUUCUGUGACAGAAUAUGAUUUAUGUGAGAACAGAAAAUGGGUGAAAAGCGCUUGUAUUUCAGCUGUGAUGGACCAAAAGCUUUCAGCUGUGAUUUUUUCUGCUGUCCUGCCAGUUACUGUGGCCCUGAACUUGUCUCCACUACUGAUAUCAUGGAGGCUGAUGUCUGCAAAGCUUGAUAACAAGCUUUUAUUGACAGUCCUUUGUUUCACUCGCAUGUGACAAUGGGACAUUUAAUCGCUUUUAAAUUUACCUGUGUAUCUUUGAAAGUUUAGAAAUAUCGUAGGAUUUUUACAUCCUUUUGUUGACAGAACCAGAUAUAACUGGUCAGUUCAUGGACAAUUCUGAGCAAUAAAACUCUUUAUCUCUUGUAAUAUUUUUGUAACAGACAGGUGACUGAGCAGGGAGCAGGGUGCACCUUUCAGGAGCUCCUGACCUUCACAUUUUGCCCAUAUUUCAUCAUCGCUGUCUCACGUUGUGCUUGGUAACUUUAAGUGCUAUCAUUUUAUAUUUUACUGAUAAUGGCAGCACAUAUACUUAUACACAUAUUUAACAGCUGAUCACCCCAAAAUAUAUGUAUCAUCAACGCUGUUAAGGCAAAAGUUAGUCAAAUAUUGAGCUUGAGAAGAAGCCAAAAAAGAGUUAAUAGUACUUUUAGCUACUUGUUGUUUGGGAUUGCACAGAGCAAAAAGUCUCUUUUGACUUGCAGAAUACUCAGAAAUCUCAGAAAUAUUAAUCAACAAACCUUAGAAACCCUCAGCAGACAUUAUUUUACCAACUCACUGGGAUGAAAGUCAGAAAGAUUGGCAGACAAAAGUACAAAAAAGGCAUAAAAUACAAGCGUAAAUGAGAGAGAAACGAUAAGAAGAGCAGCAGUUUACAUAAUAUUGAGUCCAUAGUCAAGCUGGUGCCUUAAACAUUUUAAUACCUUAAUGUAUUUUUUUGUUUUAGUUUCAUUCUUUUGAAAGUUAUAUCUAAAAUCCAAACCAAUCUUACAAUAAAUGGAGAUCACAGUAUAAACAUUAUUCACAAUAUCUGUAUCACGUGUUGAUUUUGUGUACUUCAAUGAUUCUCUGAUAUUUUAUUUAUUUUAUUUUUUUGUUUAACUGUCAAAAAUAUGCCUAUUUGCAUUUAUUAGUUUUUGUUUAAUUAUAUUUUAAUGCUUUGUUUGACAAUAAUCGAUCACCCAGACCGUUUUUUACAUUUCUUUCGACAAUCUUAAAUCUGUAACCAGUAAUCCAAAUUUUAGACACACUGGGCCGAACAGAUUCCUAACUGUGAGCUUCAGGGCCUUUUAUUUCUUUAUUUUUGCACAUCCGUGUCCUAAAAUUGGAAGGCGAUUGCAGAUUUCGCUUUGACUCACCUGCACAGUUUACUUCACGCACACGGCAGGUGGUUGCUGACAUUCUGUUUACUCAGCACGUCUGAGAAAUGUUUGAGUAAGAUUGCACUUUUAAACCCAAAUUAUCUUUGUACUGUGUACUGCUUACUGUACUGUGUUACUUACAUGCAGAAAACUGGAGGAAAAAAGUGGAAUAAAAGCGAUGGAAAUGAAAAAUGUA